AUGGAAAAAGGCAAAUCUGCAAAAGAACUCACUGCCAUUAGCACAAGCAAGCGUCCCUCGGCAAGUGAUACAGGCAGUGGUACUAGAAGCAAGCCUCUUUCAAUGGUUGAGGAUGUUACUGGUGGCUCAAGUACAACAGCUAGAUCGAAGACAGUAUCCCUUGCGCGCACCACACCCAGCAGUAUAGCUGGAAGUAAACCCAAAAGCGGAAAAUCAUUGACAGCAAAAUCUCCAAUGCAUAGGAAAUCAAGUAGUACAAAGUCUCCCAGGCAUGGAAAAUCCAGGAGUUCAAAAUCCAAGAAAAGCCUUAUGAAAAAGGUUCUAUCAAGAUCGCUAGGCUUAUCUCCAGCCCGCUCUAUAGCGCAGUCGAGGCCAUCAUCGGUAAGUGUAUUUGCUGCAAAUUCUCUAUAA
Messenger RNA from Haemonchus placei, 411 nucleotides. The record is from the annotation of a GenBank genome assembly. Lineage: Eukaryota; Metazoa; Nematoda; Chromadorea; Rhabditida; Trichostrongylidae.